Molecule: messenger RNA, 1779 nt
Organism: Acanthamoeba castellanii str. Neff
Lineage: Eukaryota; Discosea; Longamoebia; Acanthamoebidae
Product: Sec7 domain containing protein
Exons: 9
Coding region: 1-1779 (592 amino acids)
Biological process (GO): regulation of ARF protein signal transduction
Molecular function (GO): guanyl-nucleotide exchange factor activity
Source: RefSeq, a predicted model, not a curated record
AUGACGAUAAAGAAGAAGAAAAAGAAGAAAAAGAAAUCAGUGCAUAGCGAGAUACGCGCCACUGCCCUCAUCAGCACCACCAGCACCAGCAGCUGCAGCGGCAGUCAACAGCGGCACUCGGUCAAUCUGGGCGAAGUCCUGCAGUCCAACCACCGACGAGCCGACAAGGAGCAGCUCGACGCGGCCGGCGGCGGCACUGGCGGGGCCAACGUUAAGACCCUGCGGGCCAUCAAGCGGGCCUCGCAGCCGAUCCCGCUCGACCACCUGGAGGAGAGCCAGGAGGGCGAGAGCGAGUCGGAGUCGCUGGCCAGCCGGGACGAGGAGGCCAGUACUGGUGAAGAGGAUCGGCAGCGACCGACGACAGCGUACGUGGUGCCCGACGAUAGGCUGGUCAGGCAGUAUUCACAUUUCGACAACGCCGACGCGGUCGCCGCCUUCAACGCCAACCCGCAGAAGGCCAUUAAAGCUAUGAUUGAAGCGGGACAAGUUGAGGGAAGCCCGGAGAGUGUGGCGGUGUUCCUGUACUGCUGCAAGCGACUCGACAAGGCGCAGAUCGGCGAGUUUAUCGGCGAUCACAAGGGACUCGGGCGGGAGGUGCUGGACCACUUCGCGCGCCUGUUCAACUACACAGACCUCGAUUUUGACAUUGCGCUGCGACGAUUCCUCUCCUAUUUCCGACUGCCGGGCGAGGCGCAGAAGAUCGACCGCAUCAUGAACGCCUUCGCUCUCCAAUUCUACCUCCACAACAAGGGCGACAUAUUCCUUUCCGCAGAUACGGUGUACAUUUUGGCGUUUUCGGUGAUCAUGCUCAACACGGACGCGCACAACCCGAAUAUCAAGAAGAAGAUGACCGAGCAGGAGUUCGUGCGGACCAACCGCGGGAUCAACGAGGGUCGGGACAUCGUGCCCGAGUACCUGAUCGACAUCUACUGCCGCAUCGUCACCAACGAGAUCAAGAUGGAGCACGAGUCCUUCCCCGACGCCCUCAAGAUGGGUUGGCUCUGGAUCAAGGGUGAUGUGCUGGACGAGCGCCUGCGCAAGCCGAAGCUGCUGGGCGGCAAGAAGAAGGUCCGCUGGUACCGGCUCUGGUUCAUUCUCUGCGAGAGCGGCCUCCACUUCUACCAGGACGUCCGCUUGAAUCAGCCGGUUGGGGCGAUGUCGCUGCGGGACGUCAAGUACCGCAUGCUGAGCGAGGAGAGCGACGACGACGAGCUGCGCCGCGCGCUCGAGAACGACAAGAAGAAGCAGCUCAGCGCCCACUGCCUGCUGCGGGUCACCACCCUCCACCCGGGCGUCGCCUCGCUGGGGGAGCGGGUCUUCUACUUCGCGCUCCCCACCCGCCGCGAGGUCAACGUGUGGGUCUCCCUCCUGGGCAAGUGCGCCCUGAUAGCCAGCCCACCGCAGGCGCAGCUUUUAUCGGCGUCGUCGCCUCGACAGACUGCUUCGCCGCCACCGCCGCCGCCUCCGCCGCCACCGCCCGCGUCGCUGGUGUUUUUGUCAGACGCGGGCGCCUCGUUGGUGACGAGUCCGCGCGCGACCGUCGCCGCCGGCGUCGCCGACUUCGUCGUCACCGUCAUCGUAUUCGCCGACGUCGUCGUCACCGUCAUUGGCCACCACCACCAGGUCAUGCCGCCGCCGCUGGCCGGUGGUGUGCAGGGGCCGCUGUGGCUGGGCAACAACCAGCACUCGCCCCAGCACCCGACCAAGCCGCCAUACGCCACCGCGGCCACGAGUGCACUUGCGAAGCACACGCGGGCGCCCAUCGGCAAGAGCGUGUGA